CACGUUCUGCAACUGCAAGCGAGCAGGCAGACAAAAAUACGUCUCGGCUGUGUCCGCCGUGUUCGAAGUGGUUUUUCGAUGGAAUCGUCGUGAGUUUCUAGUUUCUAGUGCUUUCAAAGUGUGGAAUUUAUCAUUUGGAGUACAGGUGGCUGACUUAAUUUGUCCCACCUCAACCCGUGAGACAAAUACCGUGGAAGCGGCUUUAGAAGACCGAAGCUGGUACUACGAUGACGGACGUGAGCGAAGCAGAUGUUCCGCCUCAGACCAACGGCUUUGGCUCCGAUGGUGUGGACGAAGAUGACAGGAGUAAAAUGAGACCAGCUGAUAUCGAUGCAGACAUGAGAGAGAUGGAGCGGAGGAAGAGGGUGGAGAUGAUCAUGAGCUCUCGGUUGUUUAGAGAGGAGCUGGAGAGGAUCAUAGAGACACAACUCAAGGAUGGCAACGGACCAGCCGGACUGCUACAGCAGAUCUCCGACAUGAUGGGCGUGCAGGGCGGUCGUCUGCAGAACACCAACUUUUUUAAAAGUUCAAACUGUGUGGUGCCAAUAAAUGAUAUUAGAGGGGUAGAAAGUAUGGGUUACGCAAAAGGAGAAAAAAUUCUAAGAUGUAAACUUGCUGCUGUAUAUAGACUCAUGGACCUAUACGGAUGGACUCAAAACAUCUACAAUCACAUCACUGCUAGAUUAAAUCAAGACCAGGAGCACUUUUUGGUGAACCCGUUUGGCAUGCUAUACCACGAGAUCACUGCCAGCAGUCUGGUAAAGGUGGAUAUGCAGGGGGCCGUGGUAGAGCAGGGAACCACCAACUUUGGAGUGAAUGUGGCAGGCUUCCAGCUCCAUGCAGCCGUCCACGCAGCCCGACCUGACAUCAAGUGUAUCAUCCAUCUGCAUACACCCUCCGUCCUGGCGGUGUCAUCGACAAAGUGCGGCCUGUUACCUUUGUGCCAGGAGUCCAUUGUGAUAGGCGAGGUCAGUCAACACAACUAUCUCGGCUCCCUAAACGAACCUGAGGAGAAGGAGAAACUCGCGAGAGAUCUUGGGCCAAUGAACAAGGUAUUGCUAUUAACCAAUCACGGUGCCGUCUGCUGUGGUGAGUCGAUAGAAGAAGCUUUCUACAAUGUUUACAACUUGGUGCUGGCCUGUGAAACUCAGUUGAAGUUAAUGCCAAUAGGCAUUGAAAACCUGCAAUUAAUUCCUGACGAGACGAGGAAACAGAUAUACGAUGCUGCGAGAAAUGCCCCCGAAGGUACUGCCCCUCCUCCUUCUCAAAUCGACAAGAAGGAGAAACGAUUCAGGGUUGGUGGACUCGAGUAUGAAGCUUUAAUGCGCAUGAUGGACAAUGCAGGGUUCAGGACGGGGUAUAUCUACAGGCAGCCGCUGGUCAAGGGAGACCCUCCCAAACCCCGCAACGAUGUAGAAGUCCCACCCGCUGUCUCAUCUCUAGGAUACCUUCUGGAAGAAGAAGAGAUGUACAAGCAUGGUAACUGGAAGAAGUAUGUGGACGGACGCAAGAGCAAUGACAGAACACGUUGGCUCAACUCUCCCAACGUGUAUCAGAAGGUGGAGAUAUUGGAGACUGGAACUCCAGAUCCCAAGAAGAUCACUAAGUGGGUGGAAGCAAACGCAGAAGAGUGGGUUGCGGAAGGUUCCCCUCAACACAGCAGUACGCCUGUCAAGAUAGAAUCCGCCCUGCAAUUUGUACCCAAGAACACCAAUCCCAAAGAGUUCAAGAAACUACAGCAACUGAUAAAAGAGAAUAGAAGAGCGGACAAAAUCACCUCAGGACCUCAAUCUCACAUUCUAGAAGGGGUUUCAUGGGAAGAAGCCAAGAAACUUCAGGAUGCCAACAUCAGUCAGACAGGAGACCAGGUGAUCUUGGUAGGAGCUGCCUCCAAGGGUAUCAUCCAGCGAGGGUUCCAGCACAACGCCACUGUCUACAAGACACCGUACGCCAAGAACCCCUUCGACCAGGUCUCUGACGCAGAGUUGGAGGAUUACAAGCGAAACAUCAUCCGCAAGCAGCGUGGCGAGUCUUCUUAUGAAGAGGACCAAAGUGAAAGCGAAGCAUUGUCAUCGUCUGCAGCCUUGCCACCUACAGGAAUCAAGUCACCUGCUAGUGAAACUGAAGAGGAAAGCCGAGAUGGACCUCGAGUUUUACGAAUAGAAACAAAGCAAGUGCCCCGUCCCAGCCAGGCUGAAGUUGUGCUCAGUGAUGAAGGUGAUUCCCUGGAAAGUGACUUGCCUCCUACUCUGAUGCUGCGCUCCAAGUCAUCACGGUAUCCUGAGAAAGAACUGAUCAAACAGAUGAAUCGCUCCAACUCCCUUGGACGUAACCAGAAAAGUAUUAAAGGAGAGAACACUUACAAUGGAGACCAUUCUGACGCUCAUCAGAGUACAUUCUCACAUAGCAGUAAAGAAGGCUAUUUACCCUUGACUAUAGCUUGGCUUGCCAGUCUACCAGUACAAGUGCCCUUUAACAAACCGGUAGGUUCCCCUACAAAAGAUAUCUCUACAGAAGAAUCACCCAAAAAAGAUAAGAAAAAGAAGAAAGGGUUAAGAACUCCAUCUUUCCUCAAGAAAAAGAAGGAAAAGAAAAAGAUAGCUGAAGCAUAAAGAUACUGCCAACAUUCACACAUACGACUCUCAAGCAAGAAAGUCACUGCCGGUGUCAAGUUUUGUGGGCCAACGUAGGUGCUUUUAGGGGCUUGAACUGUUCGCUGCACACAUUUCAAGAACUGAACAUUGUAUAAGCUUGUCGAUGUACAGAAGUGAAGUGCAAAAACUAAAUCAUUGUCGCCAAUCUCUUGACCGCAAAGCUAAAGUCUAGGUAUAUAAACUAUCAUCGGAGUUUUUAUUUUAAAUAAAUGCUUUUUUUAUUAAGUUUUUUAACAGUAGCAGGAUAAAAUGUUUGCAAUUAUUUUAAAAAUCUAUUGUAAAUCUAUUUAAAAGUGUGUAGAAUUGAAUGUGUGAGUACAGAAGCGUGCUGGUGCACGACUCUAUUAUAAUCUUCGUUGCUGUGCAUGUUUCCAUGUCUACUCUCUGUAGUUAGUUAGUUCCACUGUUUUUCAAAUAAUUCAUUAUUUUUAAAAUGUUAUAAAAUUGCAAAUUAUAUGAAGAAAGCUUUAUGUAUCUAUGAGAUUUUUAAUAAUAUAUGUUUGAGUGAGUGAGAGAAAGAGAGUGUGUGUGUGUGUGUGAUAAGUGUGUGUCACGCCCUAGUACGAGCGUUUGAAUUCAGUUUUAAUCACUUGAUUCUUGUUCACUAUUUUAUUGUAACAUUAUUUGAUCAUCAAAUAUCUAUUCCGAUCGUAGUAUCGUAAGCCACAGCCGAAUCAAAAGUUUUGCUACUUAUUCACCCACUAUUGUUCAUGCUAUGUUAGUAUCCAUUUUUUUAAUGAUCAUCAUAAAUCUCUGAGAGCAAAGUUAUGUCUGUAAUAUGUUGUUGAUUUUUAAUAUGUACUCGCUUUUAGCAUUAUUUAUUGUUUAUUUUACAUAUUGUUUAUGUUGUUGUCAUUUAAACAUUAUUUUAUAACUCAUAUUUCAUUAUUUUAUGUUAGUUUUAUGUGUAAAGAUAAAAAAGACAUAAGUUUGUUCUCAGACUGUUGUAACAAAUGCAUAAACAGAUUUGUUUUCAAUAAAACUCUGUUCAAAAGUUGGAACAAAAGAAA
Macrosteles quadrilineatus (aster leafhopper) is the source of this 3664-nucleotide messenger RNA. RefSeq names its product protein hu-li tai shao (gene hts). NCBI's taxonomy places the organism in Eukaryota, Metazoa, Arthropoda, Insecta, Hemiptera, Cicadellidae. The coding region runs from base 228 to 2612 and encodes 794 amino acids. The transcript has 23 exons. Gene Ontology annotation, molecular function: actin filament binding. Gene Ontology annotation, cellular component: cytoskeleton; plasma membrane; postsynaptic density. The record is from RefSeq and is a predicted model, not a curated record.